Molecule: messenger RNA, 2184 nt
Organism: Paralichthys olivaceus (Japanese flounder)
Lineage: Eukaryota; Metazoa; Chordata; Actinopteri; Pleuronectiformes; Paralichthyidae
Gene: elovl6
Product: ELOVL fatty acid elongase 6
Biological process (GO): very long-chain fatty acid biosynthetic process; fatty acid elongation, monounsaturated fatty acid; fatty acid elongation, saturated fatty acid
Cellular component (GO): endoplasmic reticulum; endoplasmic reticulum membrane
Molecular function (GO): fatty acid elongase activity
Source: RefSeq, a predicted model, not a curated record
GGGAGGUGAGCCGGCGGCGUUAGGACCCGGGGAGCGCCUCCCUGAGCAAGAGGGCGUUGGAGGAAGAAGGCGCCGCCAACGACAGCUCGCGCACAACCGCGAGGUCCUGGCCACAGCGCGAGCGAUGCGAGUCUGGGGUCGCGUGGAAGCCAGAGACUAAUACUGAUUGAACCCGGAAGCAGCUGGACUCACGGUUACGGUCCGUUUCAGCAGCAGCAGCAGUGAGGACGCACACGGCGCAGCGAGCAUGUCGGUGCUGGCUCUGCAAGAGUACGAGUUCGAGAGGCAGUUCAACGAGGACGAAGCCAUCCGAUGGAUGCAGGAGAACUGGAAGAAGUCCUUUCUCUUCUCUGCCCUCUACGCUGCCAUUAUCCUCGGGGGCCGUCAUGUCAUGAAGCAGAGGGAGAAGUUUGAGCUGAGGAAACCUCUGGUGCUGUGGUCGCUCACGCUUGCUGCUUUCAGUAUAUUUGGUGCCAUCCGUACUGGGAGUUACAUGACGUACAUCCUGAUGACAAAAGGGCUCAAACAGUCAGUUUGUGAUCAGAGCUUUUACAACGGGCCCGUCAGCAAGUUCUGGGCGUACGCCUUCGUACUCAGUAAAGCACCAGAACUGGGUGACACUCUCUUCAUUGUCCUGAGGAAACAGAAGCUCAUCUUCCUCCACUGGUACCACCACAUCACCGUGCUGCUGUACUCCUGGUACUCCUACAAAGACAUGGUGGCCGGUGGCGGGUGGUUCAUGACGAUGAACUACUUGGUCCACGCCGUCAUGUACUCUUACUACGCCUUGCGGGCGGCCGGUUUCAAGCUGUCGCGCAACUUCGCCAUGUUCAUUACACUGACCCAGAUCACCCAGAUGGUCAUGGGCUGUGUUGUCAACUACCUGGUUUACUCGUGGAUGCAGCAGGGGCAGGAGUGUCCAUCCCACAUGCAGAACAUUGUGUGGUCGUCCCUCAUGUACCUCAGCUACUUUGUGCUCUUCAUCCAGUUCUUCUUCGAGGCCUACAUCGGCAAGUCCAGAUCAUCAGCUGCGGCCAUCACCAAGAAGAGCAAGUAAAAGAAAAGAAACUGCCAUAAGUAUGGGAAUUAGGGAGAUAAUGAAGAUAGAAGGAGUUUUAAAUGGAGAGCAGGGACCAGUGGCUUGAGAGGCACAGUGAGGGGGGGUGGUGGUGUAUUAAGAGGUGGCCGGGGAUGUGGGGUGGGGUCGGAAGGGACAAGAGGAUGGCCGGUGUUUGUGCUUAAGCAUUACUAAUAAUGUGCAGAUCUAAAAACGCCUCCUCCGAGGUGACGUGUCUGUUGAGCGACGCCGAGGAUGCUGCGCAGCCAUGAAGCCAUCACGAUGACUUGUCCCCCUGAAGUGUAAAACCCCCUUUUUUGAAUCCAACAUUAAAUCGUUCUUAAAAGAUAAAAAAAAAAAAAAAAAAAAAAAAAAAAGUACAUUUGCCACAAGCAUUUGUGUAUCCGAUAUUAAAAAAUACAAUUAAUCCGUACAUAUGAAGAUGGAUGGAGUCUGUAUCAACUUGAGCCAUCUGAGUAUGUUUUUGUCUGUUGUCUGUGUUUGUUCUUUCGUUUGGAUCUGUCGGAGAAAAGGUUUGAGCUGCUGUGUGUUGGCGGCGGAUGUGAAACCGAUGGGGUGAACGGCACUGUAUCUUCUGUGUCUUACGUUGCAACACGCGAUAUAUUUCUCAGGUCUUUAGGUUAUCUCCUUAAUACAAUAUGCAUAUCAAGACAAGGUAGACAUGUUUAACAUCAGCAGGGGUUUACAGUACGGCCGCACGGUUGUGGAACGAUUGGACUGACUCGGACGAUCACACCGCUCCAGGGCACGAUGGGAAACAGAUGCUUCACCGUUCGUCAUGACCUCGCAGAAGCUGCCGACCACACUUGGAAAAGGACUUGCCAUGGAUUCUGUCUGUGUUGAAGGGUCCCUACCAGUGGAGAAAAAACCCAGAGUCUGUUGGACACUGAAGGCAUAAAUGAAGGACAAACAGAUUUAUGUUUAGCAAAUGAAAAAAAAAAAUCAAACAUGCAAUUUGUCAAAAAUCUGCUGUUAUUGACUUAAAAUAGUAUGUAUCAUUAAUGGGGUCUGUUGUGCUAUCGUGCAUUUGCACUGUAUCAAUGUCAAAAACAAUUGUUGCUGAAAAACGUGACGUACGAACAAAGAGUGCUCAAAUGUGACGUGCC